UCAUCUGCUCUCUAGCACUGUUGACGAUUCAAUUCACCACCUUACCACUGCAUCAGCUACUUCAGUUUCAUCUUCUCAAAAAUUUUACUCUCUGAGCAUUGGUUUAGAUGAAAGUAACACUGAUUUUCAAGAAGGUAAUGGUCACCAAGAAAAUAACUUUCAGUUCACAUAUGGAGAUUAUUUUGAUUUCGGUGAUCCAAUUUCAAUUUGUCAAGAGUGUGGUGCUUUAAUGUGGUAUGAUGAAAGAAAUCGAAAAAAUAGAAAUUAUAUCAUUCCAGAGUUUAGUCUAUGCUGCAGUUUAGGAAAAGUGCAAUUGCCUUUUCUAACAGAGCCUCCUGAAGUUCUAAAAGAGUUACUUUAUGACUAUGGUUCAAAGCAUUACAAGAAUUUUCAAAAUAAUAUCAAAGUAUAUAAUCAAAUGUUUGCAUUUACUUCUUCUGCUGGAAAGGUGGACUCAUCUAUAAACAAAGGCCAUAGACGUGCUCCAACAGUCUACAAGAUUAGUGGAGAAAAUGUUCAUUAUAUUGGUAGUUUAAUGCCUAUGCCCGGUGAAAAACCUAAGUUUGCUCAGUUGUAUAUCUAUGACACAGAAAACGAAGUAAACAAUAGGAUAGCACCAUUUAGGUCAAAUGAUUCUGAAUAUACUAUUGACUCUGAGAUUGUUGGCAAGUUACAAAAGAUGUUAGAUGAGAAUAAUACUUUGGCAAAAUCAUUUAGAAUGGCGAAAGAAAGAUUUGCAGGUUCUAAUACAGAACAUGUAAGGUUGAAGCUUUUAAGUUCAAGGGAAAAAGAUGGAAGAAUUUAUAAUUUGCCUGAUGUUUUUGAAGUGGCAGCUUUAGUUGUGCUAUUUGUAGUGGAUGCUUACACUAUGAUUGAGUCAGAACGUUUGUUAUAUUUUAGGAUUCAUCAAAAGGAACUUAGAGCUGAUGAUUACAAGAGUUUGAAAAAUGCUAAAUCUACAGGUCAAAUAAGUGGCUCAAGUGUAGGAAAAAGAAUAGUUUUGCCAUCAAGUUUUAUAGGAGAAUGGCCAGAAAUCAAGCGACUCUUAGACCCUUUACAUCUCAAACCAGUAGACUGUCUUGACAUUGUUUGUCAAAUGUUCAAAAUGAAGCUUGAUAUGCUAAUUAAAGAUUUGAAAAAGGAAAGAUUCUUUGGUAAAGUUGUUGCUGAUGUUCAUACAAUUGAAUUUCAGAAACGAGAUAUACCACAUGCUCAUAUUUUGAUAUUCUUGGAUUCUUUAAGCAAAUUUCCAGAUCCAAAAGAUAUAGAUAAAGUAAUUUGUGCUGAGAUUCCUAAUCAAUUUGAGCAUCCAGAGUUGUACAAGGCUGUAAAAAAAUUUAUGCUUCAUGGUCCAUGCGGUUUUGUAAAUAUAUUUUCACCAUGCAUGAAAGAAGGUCGUUGUUCAAAGUUUUAUCCCAAGUCUUUUGCUGAUUUAACAACUAUUGAUGCUGAAGGGUAUCCAAUAUAUAGAAGAAGAAAGACUGGUUGUUAUGCUAAAAAAGGAAAUGUGGCUCUAGAUAAUCGCUAUGUUGUUCCUUAUAAUCUUUCUUUGCUAAUGAAAUAUCAAGCACACAUGAAUGUUGAGUGGUGUAAUCAGAGCAGAGCAAUUAAGUAUCUCUUCAAAUAUAUAAACAAGGGUUACGAUCGCAUCACUACUAUUUUAGAUAAUGCUGAUGAUAGUGAAUGCUCAAAUAAAGUUAUUGAUGAAAUAAAAAACUAUCUUGAUUGUAGAAAUAUAUCCCCAUGUGAAGCUGUUUGGAGAAUAUUUGCAUACCCUAUUCAUUCUAGAGAACCUGCUAUACAGAGAUUGAGCUUUCAUUUGCCUGGUCAGAAUCCAAUUCUAUAUGAAGAUGGUGAAGAUAUUGAUAAUAUUCUGUCAAAACCCGGGAUUGAUCAAUCAAUGUUUACUACAUGGAUGGAUGCUAAUAACAAUUACUCGGAGGCUAAAGAGUUGACAUAUUCUGAGUUUCCAAUAUUCUUUGUUUAUAAUAAAAAAGAAAAAAUAUGGUCAAGAAGAAAGUGUGGCUAUACUAUUGGAAGGAUUUAUUAUGUACCUCCAACAUGUGGAGAGUUAUUUUAUUUACGAAUGAUGUUGAAUUUUGUUCGAGGUCCUACCAACUAUGACCAAAUCAAAAGUGCAAAUGGUGUUAUUCACAAUAGCUUUAGAGAUGCUUGCUUUGCUUUGGGAUUACUUAAUGAUGAUAGAGAAUAUAUUGAAGCUAUCAAAGAAGCUUCAUGUUGGGGUUUAGGUGAUUAUCUAAGGAAGCUUUUCACUGUGAUGUUGAUGUCAAAUAGUGUGAGCAAACCAGAACAUGUUUGGGAAGAAACUUGGAGCCUUCUAUCUGAUGAUAUUUUGUAUAAUGAAAGAAAAUUGUCUAAAAAUUCAGAUUUAUCUUUGACUGAUGAUUAG
Arachis ipaensis is the source of this 2410-nucleotide messenger RNA. The record is from RefSeq and is a predicted model, not a curated record. NCBI's taxonomy places the organism in Eukaryota, Viridiplantae, Streptophyta, Magnoliopsida, Fabales, Fabaceae.